Messenger RNA from Monoraphidium neglectum, 156 nucleotides. Its product is annotated as 60S ribosomal protein L27. The annotation marks the transcript as partial. Gene Ontology annotation, cellular component: cytosolic large ribosomal subunit; ribosome. The transcript has 2 exons. NCBI's taxonomy places the organism in Eukaryota, Viridiplantae, Chlorophyta, Chlorophyceae, Sphaeropleales, Selenastraceae. Gene Ontology annotation, molecular function: structural constituent of ribosome. The record is from RefSeq and is a predicted model, not a curated record. Gene Ontology annotation, biological process: translation.
AUGGUGAAGUUCCUCAAGACCCAGAAGGUGGUGAUCCUUCUGACCGGCAAGUAUGCCGGCAAGAAGGCCGUGAUCGUCAAGAACUUUGACGACGGCAACAGCGCGCGGCCCUAUGGCCACGCCCUCGUCUGCGGCCUCAGCAAGGAGCCCCGGAAG